AUGUUUGCAACCUGGAAUUCAAUCCAUCCAAGAGAGGAAGAAGAAGCUCAGAAUUCAAUUUCUUUUGUCUUUAGAACUGUAAUGAUUUGCAGGACUCGACAUGCCGCUGUUUUCUUUGUUCGAGUUUUCAGUGCAUCUUCACGUUUUCUCCAUUCCCCUUCUCCCCAAACUCACCCUAAUUUCCCAAUCUCACGCACCAAGGCACCCCCUUCUUAUGUCGUUUACCCUUCCUCUCUACUCUCCGACCUCGUCUCUUGCGCCAAUGACAACGACUUGGCUCGUGUUUUGACUUGUCACAAGCGAGACUUAACCUCCAACCUCGUGCUUCGCGUUUUAAGGAGCUACAAGCAAAUGGGUAGGGGCAAGACGUUGAAAUUCUUCUCCUUGGCCGGGACCCACAUGGGGUUUCAGUUCGACGAUUCCGUCGUUGAGUACAUGGCUGAUUUCUUGGGUAGAAGGAAGCUCUUUGAUGACAUCAGGUGCUUGUUGACCACAGUGUCGUUUCACAUGGGUCGAGUGUCGUCUAAGGCACUGUCCAUUUGCAUCAGGUUUUUAGGGAGACAAGGUAGAAUUAAGGAAGCAUUGUCACUGUUUGAGGAAAUGGAGACUGUGUUUAAAUGUAAGCCUGAUAACCUUGUGUGUAAUAACAUGCUUUAUGUGCUUUGCAAGAGGGAAUCAUCCUUGGAGAUGAUUCAGCUUGCACUUACAAUCUUUCACAAGAUUGAAGCUCCUGAUACCUAUUCCUGCAGUAACAUGAUUGUUGGUUUUUGUAAGCUUGGUAGAUUAGAGUCGGCCCUUGAGAUAUUUAAUAAAAUGGACAAGAUUGAAGUGCUUCCAACUCGUUCUGCUGUUAACAUGCUUAUUGGGGAUCUGUGUUUGAUGAGUGCAAAAGAAGGGUCUGUAGAGAAGGUGAGAGUGAGGAACACUCGGAGACCGUAUACUAUAUUAGUUCCUAACAUGGAAGGAAAUAAUGAUGCAAUGCAGCCCGCACUUCAAGUGUUUUGGGCAGUUUGUAAGGCUGGCUUGUUACCUAGUGCUUUUGUUGUGGUUAAGCUUAUAUGUGAGCUUUGUCGCUUGGGUAAUACAAAAGAAGCUGUUAGAGUUUUGAGGAUUGUUGAGGAAAGGAAGCUAAGGUGUGUUCAAGAGGGUUACUGUGUUGUUAUACAGGCAUUGUGCGAAUGCCGCCGAGUGGAGGAAGCUAGUGAUUUGUUUGGGAGGAUGUUGACCUGUGGCUUAAAGCCGAAGUUGGUUGUUUAUAAUUCUGUUAUAACGAUGUUGUGUAAAUUGGGAAAGUUAAAGGAUGCAACCAGAGUCUUUGAAAUCAUGAACAAGAACAGAUGCCUUCCUGAUGGUUUAACCUACAUUGCUCUGGUCCAUGCUCAUGGUGAGGUUAAGAACUGGAAAGUUGCUUAUGACUUAUUGUUCGAAAUGUUGAGUUUAGGAUUGAUGCCAAAUUUUCAGACUUACGAUUUAGUAGAGAGUCUUUUGAGAGAGCAUGAUCGGUUGGAUAUGUGUGUUAAAUUGGAAAGUAAAUUGCAGAACCAGAAGUUACAGAAACUGUGUUCAGAAGGUCAACUAGAUGCCGCUUAUGAGAAAGCCAAGUCAAUGCUUGAAAAGGGUAUUCCUUUAUCAGCUUAUGCAAGAGACAAUUUUGAAAACGUGUUUCAGAAGUGUGGCAAGUUAAAAAUGGCUCGACAGUUAUUGCGGAAGACUGAAAGAGCUCGUGAGCCUGAGGAGAUUGAGAAAACUUAA
Molecule: messenger RNA, 1752 nt
Organism: Sphenostylis stenocarpa
Lineage: Eukaryota; Viridiplantae; Streptophyta; Magnoliopsida; Fabales; Fabaceae
Source: the annotation of a GenBank genome assembly